CAAAAUUUAUUCGCAUAAAUUGAUGUCAAUUCUUUUUGCACACAUGACAGUGUUACGAUUAUCGUAGCACUAUAAUCUCACUGUGAACUUUUAACUAAAUUAGUUUUCAGUUACAAUGAAAAAAUGUUAACGUUACCGUAACGCCACCGUGAUGUCAUCCAAAUUUUCCACCGUGCAAACUUAUCGGGAGAAAACCUGAUAAACACAGCUUCGCGACACGACCGUCACGUUACGCGAUUAAAACGUGAAUCAGGAAAAUUUCCGCGGACGAUGAUCGCGAACGGAUAACGGAAGUGGAUUUCGUGAAACGCGGUUAUCGCUACUUCAAGUCGGUCUGUUUCCUCGCGCGUGCAGUACCCUUUUCCUAGGUCAGAAUUAUGGAAAUAUUCUCGCAAUCAGGAUUGGUGCUCCAUUUCCGCGGCGAUGAUUGGAACCAGUUGAUUCGGCUAUCGGUCAAUAGCAUUUUGAUCUCGCGCACGGGGACCAAUCGAUAUUAGUUUGAUCGUCGAUUGGCCCCGGUCGCGUUUGAUAUCGUUUGACGGUACCAAUCUAAUGGUACCUGGAUCCGCGGUCCCGCUGAGAACGAGCCUUACGGCGUUUCGCGCUAAAACCUAGUCGCCUCGAAUUCGAAAUCCGAUCGAACGAGCGACGAACGGACGAAAUUCCGCUAUACAGCAGCAGCAGCAACAUGAACGUCGGCGGUGACAUCGGGCAGCUGUCCUACAAGGAGCUGCAGGCUCUGGCCUUGAGGUAUCACGUACCGGGUAACAUCAAGGUGAGCUGUCAUCGUCAUCGGCGCAGCCAACACGCCUAACCGUUCCCGUUUCUCGUCCCUUUUAAUUCGUCUGUCUCUGUUCAGUCUGCGACAAUUAUUCGAAAUUUCCGCACGGCCGACACGGUAUUUCCGAUGCGGCCAAUCAUGGUUCUUGCAAUUCAAAGAAUCUCACAUCCUCGAGUCGGAGUCGACCACCUGCCGGUCGCGAUCGCCCGAAUUUCGGCCGGAUCGAGAGCGCGAUUUCCGUAAAUCCGGAGGAUUCUAACCAAGAUCGAUUCCUUGGAGUGUUGUCGAUGCAACGUUCGGAUUGACGUUGCCGUCGCGCGUGCAGAGGGUUGCGCUAGUCGCCAGUUAACGGGCAUUUAGUUGGCGACUAGUGGACUGCCGCCGUCUUUAUCUACUUGCUCCGAGGAGACAUGGAUGAUCGGUGCAUGAUGGAGGAUCCUGCACUUAAAGGAAAAAGGUAUUGGUCAAAGUUCUGCAAGCUGCCAGGAGCGGAGAUGAGGCAGAAUUCAGUCGACUGCUGCAGGAGCUGAGGAAGAAUCGCAAGAGGAAGACGAGGAAGUCGAAGGACUCUAAACUUGGAAUAACGUCGACGCCGUUGCACAGUCCUGACUACAUAAUGGCCGACGACGACUAUUACUGCCAGCAACAGCCGCAGCAACAGCCGCAACAGCAGGCCUCUUAUCAGUGGUGUUUCCCGUUUCUGCAGAUCGGCGCCGAGGAGGAAAUCGUGAGCAAGGAUGACGACAACAAGAUCCCGCAUUACGAGGAGUUCAAGCAGUUCCUGCUCAAGCGAAUCCAACGGGAAUUUCAAACUUGCGAUGCCAACAACAACAACCAGGUGCAGGACCUGAGUAUCGUGGACCUGCGUACUAUGCCGAUGUCGCCCGGUCUACAAACGAUUCCUAUCGAUGAACCAAGCUACCCAAAAGCAGGCUUGAUUGAUCCAGGGGAUCCGCUGGCGAUCGCGACCGACAGAGGCGACUACCAAGUACUGAAAGAGCCCGAAGGAAGCCCGCAGGGCUCGUUCUUGCUGAAGAGGAUGCUGCAGGCACCGGUGGGCGCCAAUCUCGGCGAGAUUGCCAGUUCGUUGUUCUGGGCCAGUAAUUUGUUGGACAAUUCCGACACUCUGACCGCGGAAUCUGAAAAUAACGACACCGAGGACCAACUGGUGGCCAACGCCAACGAAUACUACGGACUGCUGAAGAAUAACAAGGGCGAGUUCCUGCUGAACGAGGCGAGUCUAAUGCCGCCUCAGGAUCCUGGCAUCCUAACUAGCAACGAUCAAUACAACAGAUUUCCUAGCGACGUGGACAAUCGGCAGAACCCCUAUCAAAACUGGACGAUCACCAGCGUGAUGGAAGUACCCGUCAGCGAUCUGCCGUCCUCCAAAGUGUUCCACACGAUUUAUUAUAAUAAUAAUACAGACCCCGCCACCGUAACUGCCGCGAACGCAAAUAACGAUCUGGGCUAUCAGUAUCAGACUGAUCCCGCUUGCAACGACAAUCAGAAUUACCUCAACUUUGAUGCGCAGGACAUCAACUACGCAACCGGCACGGAUACAAUAACCAGCCAGCCUAACGAUAUUUAUUACCUGCAAAAUUUCAGUAAACACAGUAGCCAGACGGAAGUAGCGUAUUUACACAACGCUGACACCUUCGGACACAGUAACGCUCAACAAAAUAUCUAUCCAAACGAUCAGCAGUAUCAGUAUUUUUAUCCUCGACUCACUCAGGAAACGAACAAUCCAUUGAACGAGAGACUGGAGCAACAGCAAAGUAAUGCGGUCGCAGGAAUGGACAAUUGUGUUAAUCAGGAGAUCGGUGCGAGAAAUUUGCAGAGACCGGCAAAUGGAACGGUGGACCCGUUUUGGCCGAAGUGGACCACCCAGGCCAGCAACAAUCUGGAGAACAUCCUCAACUACCACGUCACGAAGCAGGUGGACUAUUCCAAGCUGAGUCAAACGUCCUGCGUGUACUGUUACGCGGCGCCGAUCGUCUCACAACGAUCCACCUUGACAAACAGCAGUUGCUCGAGCGAGCACAAAUACACCGCCGAACAGCGACAGCACUCCUUUUCGCCCUACUGGAUGCUGUACAACGACGCAUCGCAGGGUAUGCGAAUGACCAACACAGCCAGCAAUCUGCUCGAGCAGCCUGCGACAAUGACGGCGCACCCGAUCAACAUCUUUGCUAAUGACGAGCUGAAAGAGACUGUCAACGAUACCUCCGAAGCUGCCAUCAACGACGUGUGGAUGAAUCAAUACGAACCAGUGACCAUCGGCGACGACAUGAACGUCCAGGUAUCAGACUCGUUGUUCUGCAACGUUACCGCCAAUCAUAUUGACGAUAUCCUGGAUACGUCAGAUAUGAAGACUUAGAAUUCGCGCGUGUCAUUUACGGUAAAUAAAUAAUUAACGGAUUGUGAUCGAUAAGUGGACGAUACUUAACGGACCGCGUUCUCCGCAUAGUGACAAUUGUUUUCCCGCAACAAUGAUGAUUCUUUCGUUUCUAAUUCGCGGAGGAAUCUCCGGACUUAUUAUUCCGGCUUGAAACUAGGGCGAGUCGCACGAUGAUACCUAAGCGAUUAUUUCGUGAGAUUGCCACCGGCGCGAUGCAUUUACUCCUCUGUUCGAUCUCAUGAACGAGUGAAACGCAAUUAUUUCGCCACCUUGGAACUGGAAUGAAAGCGAUAUCCAAACGGAAAUCGAUAAUGUGCAGAAACGGAAUUUGAAUAAUCGAUAGUUUCGAUUAUUAUUUGAAUAAUCGAUAGCAUUGCGAAAGAUAAAAGAACCGAACUAUUUUUGAGCAUUUUUUCUACUUUGCAUCAUUGAAUGUUCCGUUUUGAUACAUACAAAUUUUUCAGAACAGUUAGAGAAGUAGGAGAGCAGAUACAGAUCAUAGAUUUUGUAGAUCGAAAAUAGAGUGAUGAAUACUUCCUAACUAAGUAAUGAGAAUAUUAGUCGCAUGAAAGUGCGACGCGCAAUGUAAGGGAAUUUACGUUUUUUUUCAUAUACAAGAAAAAAGUAUUGAAAUUUUUAUAUAUAAAAUUUAUAUAGAGAAAUUUAUAUAUAGAAACUA
Molecule: messenger RNA, 3858 nt
Organism: Ooceraea biroi (clonal raider ant)
Lineage: Eukaryota; Metazoa; Arthropoda; Insecta; Hymenoptera; Formicidae
Source: RefSeq, a predicted model, not a curated record